CAGAACUCUAGGCUUCCGAGGCAUUUCCUCUUUGAGACUGCGUUUCCCAGGGGCCACCACGCCGAAUUAGCAGCCACUUCCGGCACCCGAGGGUCGUUGUCCUGGUGGGGUGAGGCCCCGAGGUCGAGGAAGGACGCCGUGGCUGCCAGAGGCCUCUACUGAGCAGGACACCAGCCGGAGGGACCCGCCAGUGUGGUCGCACCAUUACCCAAAAGGACCCCGAGAAGGAUGAGAGUAUUAUUGCUGCACGUCUAAAGUCAAGGGAGGGGAAGCAUGAGGAAGAUGGACCAAUUUUGUCAUUCUAAAAACAUGGCCUGUGGAUCUCUGUCAUUCGGGGAAGUGGCCAUCAGCUUCUCCCAGGAGGAGUGGGAGUGCCUGGACCCUGCUCAGAGGGCCUUGUACAGGGACGUGAUGUUGGAGACCUACAGCAACCUGGUCUCUCUGGGAAGUUCCAUUUCUAAGCCAGAUGUGAUUACCUUACUGGAGCAAGAGAAAGAGCCCUGGGUGGUUGUAAGGAGAGAAACAAGCGGAUGGUAUCCAGAUAAGCCAUAUGAAUGUAAGGAGUGUGGGAAGUACUUUAGUCGUGGUUCAAAUCUUAUUCAGCAUCAGAGUAUUCAUACUGGAGAGAAACCCUAUGAAUGUAAGGAAUGUGGGAAGGCCUUUAGACUUCUUGUCCAACUUACUCGACAUCAGAAAUUUCAUAGUGGUGAGAAACCCUUUAAAUGUAAGGAAUGUGGGAAAGCUUUUAGUCUUCCUACCCAGCUGAAUCGCCAUGAGAAUAUUCAUACAGGUGAGAGACCAUUUGAGUGUAAGGAAUGUGGGAAGUCCUUUAAUCGUAGCUCAAACCUUGUUCAACAUCAGAGUAUUCAUACAGGCAUAAAACCAUAUGGAUGUAAAGAGUGUGGGAAAGGCUUUAAUCGUGGUUCAAAUCUUGUUCAGCAUUGUCGAAUUCAUACUGGUGAGAAACCCUUUGAAUGUAAAGAAUGUGGGAAGGCCUUUAGUCUUCUGAUAGAGCUUGCACGACAUCAGAACAUUCAUACUGGCAAGAAACCAUUUAAAUGUAAGGAAUGUGGCAAGGCCUUCAGUCGUGGCUCGAAUCUUGUUCAACAUCAGAGUAUUCAUACGGGUGAGAAACCAUAUGGGUGUAAGGAAUGUGGAAAGGCUUUUAGACUUCACCUGCAACUUUCUCGGCAUCAGAAGACUCAUACUGGUGAGAAACCCUUUGAAUGUAAGGAAUGUGGGACAGCCUUCCAAUAUCAGUACCAACUUAUUGAGCAUCAGCGAAUUCAUACAGGUGAGAAGCCAUUUGAAUGUAAAGAAUGUGGGAAGUCCUUUAAUCGUGUCUCAAACCUUGUUCAACAUCAGAGUAUUCAUGCUGGCGUGAAACCAUAUGAAUGUAAAGAGUGUGGUAAAGGCUUUAAUCGUGGUUCAAAUCUUGUUCAGCAUCAGAAAAUUCAUUCUAGUGAGAAACCCUUUGAAUGUCAGGAAUGUGGGAAGGCCUUUAGGUAUCAUUACCGACUUAUUGAACAUCAUAGAAUGCAUACUGGGGAGAAACCCUUUGAAUGUAAGGAAUGUGGAAAGGCCUUUACUCUUCUGACACAGCUUACUCGACAUCAGAACAUUCAUACUGGUGAGAAACCAUUUAAAUGUAAGGAAUGUGGCAAGGCCUUCAAUCGUGGCUCGAAUCUCAUUCAACAUCAGAGUAUUCAUACUGGUGAGAAACCCUAUGGAUGUAAAGAAUGUGGAAAGGCUUUUAGACUUCACCUACAACUUUCUCGACAUCAGAAAACUCAUACUGGCGAGAAACCCUUUGAAUGUAAGGAAUGUGGGACAGCCUUCAGACAUCAGUACCAACUUAUUGAACAUCAGCGAAUUCAUACAGGCGUGAAAUCCUAUGAAUGUAAGGAAUGUGGAAAGAGCUUUAGUCGUGGUAUAGACCUUAGAGUACAUCAGAGAAUUCACACUGGUGAGAAACCCUUUGAAUGUAAAGAAUGUGGAAAGGCCUUUCGACAUCACUACCAAUUUCUUGGACAUUACAGAAUUCAUACUGGUGAGAACCCCUAUGAAUGUAAGGAAUGUGGGAAAUGUUUUACUUGUGGUAGCGAACUUAGAGUACAUCAGAGGACUCAUACUGGUGAGAAACCAUAUCAAUGUAAGGAGUGUGGGAAGGCCUUUAGUCGUAGCUCAAACCUUAUUCAACAUGUUAAAAUUCAUACUGGUGAGAAGCCCUAUGAAUGUAAGGAAUGUGAAAAGGCCUUUAGCAAUAAUUAUGAACUUACUGUACAUCAGAGAAUUCAUACUGGUGAGAAACCUUAUGAAUGUAAGGCAUGUGGGAAAACUUUUAGACUUAGUUCAGUCUUUACCGCUCAUCAGAGAAUUCAUACAGGUAUGAAACCCUAUGAAUGUAAAGAAUGUGGAAAGACCUUUAGUUGUAACUCAAACCUUAUUCAGCAUGAGAGGAUUCAUACUGGUGAGAAACCUUAUGGAUGUAAGGAAUGUGGGAAGGCCUUUAGACUUAGGUCAGUUUUUAUUGCCCAUCAAAGAAUUCAUACAGGUCUGAAGCCCUAUGAAUGUAAAGAAUGUGGGAAAGCCUUCACUGUGAAUGGUCAGCUUACUCGACAUCAGAAAAUUCAUAAUCGUCAGAAGUCCUAUGAAUAUGAGGAAUGUGGGAAAACCACUGGAUAUGAACAACUUAACAUCAGAGAGUUCAUAGUGGCAAGAAAUUCUAUGAGUAUAAAAAAAUGUGGGAAGACCUUUCAUCGUGGAAUGAGAUUUGCUCAACAGUACAGUAUUCCUACUGGUGAGGAAUUUUGA
This is a messenger RNA of Odobenus rosmarus divergens (Pacific walrus), 2814 nucleotides long. RefSeq names its product zinc finger protein 780B. NCBI's taxonomy places the organism in Eukaryota, Metazoa, Chordata, Mammalia, Carnivora, Odobenidae. The transcript is spliced from 8 exons. Gene Ontology annotation, molecular function: RNA polymerase II cis-regulatory region sequence-specific DNA binding; DNA-binding transcription activator activity, RNA polymerase II-specific. Gene Ontology annotation, biological process: regulation of transcription by RNA polymerase II. The record is from RefSeq and is a predicted model, not a curated record. Gene Ontology annotation, cellular component: nucleus. The coding region runs from base 274 to 2814 and encodes 846 amino acids.